AUGAAAAGAGAGAGCACCAAAAUCAUUGUGGACACGAGAAUAACAGAUAAAAUGCCAGGUCUGAAUGACGGCUGGGACGACGAGAGUGAUCUCAAUAACAUCUCCCAAGACGAUACUUUCAAUUUCGACGGAGAUGGAUGGGGCGAUGACGACGAUAUUGAUUUGGGUGAUGACGAUGAAGUGCCACCCAUCACAGCUCCGGUCCAGCAAGUACCUCCAAUUAUGGGGCAAUUCUCUGCAGCAAACAAUGAUCGUGCCACUGUUCCUUCGCGGUUUGGAAACGAUGAUCCAGCAGCUGCAAGUUUGGGUCAACCAGCUGUUGCUGCGUAUCGCUCCAAUGAGGCAUUGGACCCUGGAGCUGAUGACAACGGCUGGGGAGAUGACGAUUUGAAUUUCGAUGACGAUUCGACACCAGUGGAUGCAGCAAUACCAAGCAAUCACAUCGACAACAAUGGACAAACUGGUGAUGGAUGGGGAGACGAUGAUUUUGGCUUCGAUGAGGAAACACCUUCAACUUCUGAACUGGCUGGAAAACCCGCACAGGGACAGAUUGAAGCAGGUGGAAACGCGGGAAUAGAAGGUGAUGAAGAUGGGUGGGGGGACGAGCUGGAUUUUGAUGAUGACUUCGAGGACAAAGUAGAAAACGAAAAAGUUGCUUCUUCGUCGUUCAAUCUACCGACUCAGCCUCGACAGAAUUCUAUUCCACCUCCGCCUAUUAAAAAGAAGGCAGCCAUUCCACCCCCGCCAAAGAGGCCAGCCAUUCUACCACCGCCUAAACAGACUAUUAUUGCGCCGAUUUCAUCGAAUGCACAGGAAGAUGGCUGGAGUGAAUCAAAUAAUAGUGAAAGUGACCUACUUGAAUUUGAUGAUGGUUUUGGGAACGUUCCAGUUCCGACAGCAAACGUCGCCGCAGGAAACAAGCAGGUCCCAUCGCCUUCCGAGCAGGAUGGCUGGGAAGACGAUGCUGACGUUGUAGCAGACUCAAAAGGACCUAACAAAUCAUUUGAAUCUGGCUGGGGUGAUGACGAUGAUUUAUUUUUGGACGAAACUUCCGAAAUGCCAAAUUUUCCUCCCCAGAGACCAGUGGCAAAUCCAAGGAGAGAGGAGUUGCUACGCGAUCUCAAGGGCUACGUGGGCUCUUUGAACCGCAUGCUUUCUUCCGUCAACGCUGUUCUCGAAUACGAGUACAAUACCCCUCAGAAAGCUAUGGAAUUGACGGAGUACUAUCAGACACGUGCAAACCUAGCUGAAUACACACGCACAAAAGAGCUCAGUCGAAUGGAUUAUCGAGUCGUACUUCCUAACGGCGAUGUCGUUCUUGACAAGCAAGAGAUUGCAGCAAAUUUUAUGCCUGAUCAGAGUCUUGCAGCACGAUGUGCUAACCAGUCGCUCUUGGCUGACCUACUUCAGGUCAUUACUGACAAAGACUUGCUCGUUAGGCCUCAGUUCAUGGCUAUAUGCAUCGCGCAUGAUUGUAAAUUUACAAUUCACAGCCGGGAUGAGACCGUGGAAGCUGCAGCUCAGCUGCACAUUGCUCUUCCUCAGGCCGAUGGUCAGCGAGCAAACAUUGCCAACAUAUUCGCCACGAUCGCGUUCAUCCCCCAGCAGCCAAUGGUUCACUUUCGAGUGAAUGCUAUUGACGUUUUGCUGCCAGAGCAUGAUUUUGACAAAGUGCUUUCAAGUUCGGUUGAUUUCUUGAUGGAAUGCCAAAUGGAUGCUUUUGACCUUGAUGGAUCUCACGCUACACCUGCUGACGUGUACCGUGAUGCAUUCAUGGAGAAUUCACAAAAGCUACUUGCCCAGUCGACCAUGGGCAUGAAAUCGGCACUCCGAGAAAUGGAGUCGGUCCUCAAUUUCAAACAGAAGCUGACUAUCGUGAAACGAUUCAUUCCCGAUACUGAUGCUCUAUUGGCAGCAGAACAAGAGGCCAUGGAAUUUGCUGCCAAUCGAAGGAUUGAGCAACAGAACAUGCCCCACCCUGGUAGUGAUCAGCCUGGACCAACUCCUCCCCACAUUGGUAGUCAUGAGCCCCGGCCACCCCCGCCCCCACCACGGAGGCAACCACAACUACCAGGCAGUAGGCCACAAUCAAUUCUUGGCGGUCUAGUCCGUUCAGGUUUGAACAAACUGGCCAAUUCUGUCACUUUACCAGAUGACGACCCAGCAAUCUACGGCCAAGCAGCUCCUGUAGUACCACCAGUCUAUCGACAAGACGGUUCACCUUUCACCCACCAGGGCAAUCAAGCUCAAACAAAUCUAUUAAGAGGCUUUCCCCGUCCACCUAGCGAUGCCCCGCCAGUACACAAAAGCUUGCAGUCGCAUGGAACGACCAGCGCUCAAAAUCCACCAGCAAGCCUUUCUGGACGACAACAAGGGGGACGUCAAAGCGAACAACUUGAUCUUUCCAGAGGGUUUCCAAGACCCAUUCGACAGGCGAACUCAGAGCCAAAGAAAGCACCACCACCACCACCACCACCAGGACGAAUAUCAGAAGUCGACUUGUCAAAGGGAUUUCCUAGGCCUCCACCGUGCCCACCCCCGCAGCAGCCAAAAAAAGCAGAAACGGAAGAAGUCGAUCUCUUAAAAGGAUUUCCUCGACCAUCCAAACCCCUUUCGGACCAAAAGGUUUUGGGUUCUGGUGCUGUAGAUCUGUCAAAAGGAUUUCCAAGGCCACAGCCGCCACCGCCACCUUCAAGGCCAAAUCAGAAUCAAUCGAGCGUUGCGUUUGGAAUAGUGGAAGACGGCUGGGAGGACGGAAGUCUCGAUGAUGAUAUAUCCAACACAUCCAGGGAGCAUGGUAAACCCACUCCUAAUUCAGAAUCAAAAGAAUCUCCGCUUUUGACUUCAAGAGACUAUUUCGCCUUCGACGCAACAAACUACGUAUACGAUCCAGAAACAGAUAUCAUACCAACCAUCAAGCGAUGGAAGAACCUGAGACCUCAUCGACCGUAUGUCGUUUGGUAG
This is a messenger RNA of Cylindrotheca closterium, 2964 nucleotides long. The record is from the annotation of a GenBank genome assembly. Lineage: Eukaryota; Bacillariophyta; Bacillariophyceae; Bacillariales; Bacillariaceae.